This is a messenger RNA of Porites evermanni, 8965 nucleotides long. NCBI's taxonomy places the organism in Eukaryota, Metazoa, Cnidaria, Anthozoa, Scleractinia, Poritidae. The record is from the annotation of a GenBank genome assembly.
CUUGUUGGUCAUGUGAUCUUCAAGUACAAUGUCUCUUCAAGACUUGACUGCGCGUUCAGAUGUUUGUUUAAUGGUCGUUGUCUUUCGUAUAACUACGAAGAGGGUGAGAAAUUGGAUCAUACGUGUGAGCUGAACAGUGAGAGCAAAAUGACUAAAUCGACUGAUCUGAUGAGCAGGGCUGGUUAUUCUUAUUACGGCACAGGAAGAAAUGUAAGAUCAAGGCCUAUGCGUUCUGACAAAUAGUUAAUUGGUUGACGCUCGUCAUCAUCAUCGUCAUAAUCUAAUGCUGCUUUAAAAUCAUGGUAAAAUAUUCUAUGAUAACCGAAGGGGUGUGUCAUGUGCGUUUAACAUCAAGUAACAAGCUUACUUCAAAAUUGGAACAGUGCUUAUAAGUAGAUAUACCAAAAGAAAUGUGGAGAUCCCUAAGUAAGUAAGGUUUUGACCCGGGUUUGGAGGGGGUAUUCCCUAUACGGGAAGGCUCCCUUCGAAAUGGGUACCUUUUUCAGGCUGCAGUUGUAUGAAAGGGUAGGGAUUUACUAUUGAAUUAUAUGAACGGGUAAAGAAAUCUGCCUUUUGUCUGUAAAAGGACCUAAAAGAGCUAACAGAGGCAUUUAAAGGCUUUGAAAAGAGAACAAAACUUCCCGCGCUCUAAACUUGGUACGUGAAAGAGGUACCAUUUGUCAAUAGAAGGUACACGGAAGGGGGAUCUUUUCUGUUAAUUUAACACUGAGUAAGGGGUUGGAAUUCGGGGCGGAGCCUCCCCGUACAAAACUUUGUCUAGUGCUUCGGGGCCCGGGGGAAUUGAAGCCUUGAUAAGGCGUGAUGGUAACCAGUUAGUGCUCUCUCUAAAAUACGCUUAUCUCCAGCUAACUUCAGGGUAUUUGUAGUCACGGAAACUGACGGUUAGUUCAUCGUAUUUGCUAAGUAUGUAAUCUAUUAAUAGCGUACUAAUCCAUAGACUUCAGCACUGCUAUUACAUAGACUUCUGUUGUUGGCAUAGCAUGGAGAAUUUCUUAGAGCGUGUAGGUUUAAUCAUUUUAAUCAUCUGUGCUUGUGACAUCAACUUUAACUUCCUGGACUUACCAGGUACCCGAUAAAUGUGCUUCGUCGCCAUGCAUUAACGACGGGACAUGUCAAGAUUCUUGUGUGGAAAGGUCUGGAUUCAAGUGUUUGUGUAUUGACGGAAGGAAUGGAGACAAGUGUCAGUAUUGGACAGGUAAGGAGAAAGUAUUUCUAUUAAUCAGCCAGCCGGAAAAGAUGCACUCUGUUCACCUAGCGCGAGUGGUGUUGCUAAAGCAGUGAAUGGUGAAAAACUCGUUUCUCCAUUCUUAAGCCUCUAAUUCUAUAAAGGGCGAAGCUUUCGUUGAAAAUGGUAAUAAGAAGAGUUACUAUUAUAAGAAGAAGUAGUUAAAGAAGUGUGAAGUCAUUCAGUACUUAUCUGUUUUUAUGCUGUUGACUUUCUCUGUUUCAGAGAGGAAAUAUUACUGUCUUUGCCACGCAACUGAGCAUCUUCACCUUCCCUUGGCCUCAAUGACCAUCAUCAUCAUCAUCAUCAUCAUCAUCAUCAUCAUCCUCUGCCUCCUCCUCCUCAUCAUCAUCAUCAUCAUCAUCAUCAUCAUCAUCAUCCUCUUCCUCCUCAUCAUCAUUAUCAUCAUCAUCAUCAUCAUCAUCAUCAUCAUCCUCUUCCUGCACAUCAUCAUUAUCAUCAUCAUAAAAUUAUCAUCAUCAUUAUCAUCAUCAUAAUCCUCCUUCUCCUCAUUCUCAUCUUCAUCAUCAUAAUCAUCACCCCCUCCUUCUCCUCCUAUUCCUCCUUCUCCUUCUCCUUCCCCUCCUCCUCCUCCUCCUCAUCAUAAUCCUCCUUCUCCUCAUUCUCAUCUUCAUCAUCAUAAUCAUCACCCCCUCCUCCUCCUCCUAUUCCUCCUUCUCCUUCUCCUCCUCCUCAUCCUCAUCAUCAUAAUCCUCCUCAUCAUCAUCCUAUAUAAUAAUCAUCAUUUAUGCUGUUGCGCGACGUGAAAAGAUUAUUAACGGUUCAUUUAGUUCAUAUGUUCAAAUUAUACAGAAAAGUCAUUUUCACUAAAAGGUAGAUUUUGGUUUUUACUUUAAUUUGUUCUUGAGUAUCCAUUAAAGAUCUGAAGAAAGUCAUAUUUUACUUUCAGCAAGAGAGAAUGAUCAUUUGAUUUUGCUCCACUAGAUUUAUUAACCUGUGACGGCAUAAUUUUUGCUGUGUUAUUCUGGUAGCCAAGGAUACUAGUUAAGAAUUCUCUCUUGCUUUCAGAUAAUGCGCAAAAUUAUACAGCUGCUUUUGAAAGGGAGAAUGCCAAUGAUUACCUUGAAACAGAAAUAGAUGAACCAUUGGCACAGCUUACGACUUGUAUGUGGCUGAAGACAACAAGGAAGUGGAAUUGGAUGACUUAUCUGUCACUUGUUUCCCCGGAAAAUCAAAAACAUUUAACGUUCCGCUGUUGGGACACUAAACAAUGCAGACUUACCAUAAUAGGGGUUGGCAAGUAAGAUAUAUCCGAUAUUACUGGCAUUUAAGUUUUAAUAGCCCCAUGUAAGGGAGUUCAAGACAAUAUUAAAAUCUGGAUUUAACGCCGUGGAUUCCGGAUUCCAAGUACGGGAUUCCGUAAUCUUUGUAUGUGAAACUAGCUAACUAGGAUUCGGAUUUCGGAUUUCAAUAAUUAUUGGGAUUCUACCUACAUUGAUUUCCUUGAUCGAGCUGUUUUCCGGAUUCCAUAUUCUAGAUCCUUCCUCAGUUACAAGCAAAAAUUUUCCGGAUUCCGGAAUUCGGAUAAGAGACGAUUCUAAAUGGAGCUUUGAUUAGAGAGGCAAAAUUACAUAAUAAUGAUUGGUUGACCGCCAAAAUUUAUUUGUCGCCCUUGACUAGUUGAGCGGUCAUAACCGUGAUUGCACCGUGUUUUAAUUUCUAUCUGGAUAGUUGUGUGCUGCCUGUCGGUUUAAUUUGAUAUUAGAUAAACGAAAGCCGCAAUUAGGGCCUCUUUUUACGAGCCCGGUUGACCGUGCAGGCCCGGUUUCCGAGAUCAAGCCUUGCCUCUGAAUCCUUUGUAAUUUUUUGGAUGAGUUCAUAUGAUAGGGUGGGCUGGCUCGGUUCCCGAGAUCUCGGUUAGCGGGCUGGAAAAUUGUGCCAUUUGAACACUUCAGCCAGGUUACCGUGAUGGAAGCGGGAUGAAUUCUUCGAAUGAAUUCUGUAUCGUCUUACUUUGCCUGCUGUAUUUUCCACAUCAUAAGCAUUCAAUUCAAGAGCAUCAGUGACACAGCUAUAAGAGUUGCCAAAGCUACGAAGAGCACAAAAGUCAUAUCUUUGUGUUUCUUGUUUGCGUUGUUUCUCAAAUUUCGCGCUAUAACUCCUCCUUAGGAUCUUCGGCCUUUUCUCAUCUCCUAAGCCGGGCUGAAAUUUCUCAUAUGAACCCAAGGCGGAAUCGAUGCCGGUAAGCGGGCCAGCCCGGGCUACCGGGCUCAUCUUAAAAAAAGGCAUUUAGAAAGAUAACAGUCACUCUUAUCUAUACAGAGACAUAGAUCUUCCACCUUUUAACAACGGACUAUGGCACCUCUUGUGCUUCACGUGGGAGAACAUUUUCGGUUCCUGGGCUGUAAUUCUUGAUGGAUUCGUAAUGAUGUCCGAAAAGAACUUGCGGGUUGGUAGGGACGUUGGCCCAGGAAGGUUGACUGUUGGCAAGAUGCAAAGCGGAGCAUCAACCCCGGAAGAACCUUUUACUGGGGAGAUUGCAUCAGUAAACGUAUGGAGCGCGAAAUUGGACUACAGCAAAAUCAGAGAGAUGUCACGGUCAAAAAGUCAAGAAUUAGGAAAUGUUACAGAUUGGAGAGAGUUUCGACAUGGUAUUAAUGGAGAGGUGAAUAUCCUCUCACCUGGCAGUUUUAUUUCCUUUGGUAAGCAUGCACGAAAUUAACAGAGUUUGCAAAAACAACUAAUAAAGUCGAACGUCCAUGUGCGACCACCUCUCAUAAACUUUCACUUCCCAUAAACGACCGCCAAUCAUAAACACCAAAAUUUUCCCAGUCAAAGCCUUACUGUUGUUAACUCUAGUAAACGACCACCCCUGUAAGCGACCGCGACCACUUUUUGGGCCUGACGGUUAAUGAUUUUCCAUUGUUUUUAACCUCUUGUAAGCGACCACUUGACGCAUUCUCUGAUCUUUAUGUUCACUGUGUGCACAAAGCUACGUAGAAUAUACGAAGAACUUUAGUGACAACAUGGAACUACUCAUGUCGUAACUUAGACAUUGCAUGCAAUAAAUUAUCUCCCAAAAAGUAGAUGUGCCUAGAAAUCUUCUCGGAAGCGGCCCCCUGUGGUUCGAUUCUUGUUAACGACCAUUUCCUGUACGCGACCACUAAGUCUUUGCAUUUUAGUCGGUUGGUCGCUUACGUGAGGCUCGACUAUGAAAAAAUAUUGUCAUUAUCGAUUGGUUUGUUCAUUAUUUGCUGGAAAAAUUGUUUGUAACGCGCCCUAAUUUCAGUUUUAGACACUGAAUUCGUGGUCGACUUUGCAUCGAAGAGUGUUAACAACUACAUACAACCAUCCACUGUGAUGCCAUCACUUCAUCAUUUGACAGUCUCAUUUUGGAUGAAGACGAGACUUCUUGCUGAUGCCGCGAUUGUCCACUAUGCGACCAGUGAAGAAAUAAACUCUCUCUAUCUGGGUUUUGGGACCAAUGGAGCCUUGAACCUGUAUGUCAUGUCUUCUAGGUGAGUAUUAUGGUUCUGAUUUGACGGUAGGUACAACAUGCAGGUCUCACGUCACAUUUCGCAAUUAAGUGCAGGUUAGAGUACAGGUCAGUGUUAGCAUAAAUAAAGAACACUUGAAGUGUCUCAUAGCCCUAAUCACAAUCAUAGAGUUUUAGUUUUAGGAAAAAUGCUUAUCUCGGUGACUUACACUUGUGACCUAUGUGGGUGUGUUUUUUUGCCCAGGUUUGAGUUGAUCCCUUUAAUUCAGAGGUUUCGGGCUUUUCAUUAAAGUAAGUAUGUGUAUUAGUCAGUCAGUCAGUCAGUCAGUCAGUCAGUCAGAAUCCGGAAUCCAGCCUGAAAAGCUGCUUCAUUGUCAUCAUACGAAACUUGCUCACCUAAGUCCCCUGAAGAAGAACUAGGACUGCUUUCGCUCAAUACGCAUUAGUACGACGAAAUGAGCGUCCUCGGCAAAUUUUUCUUAAACCGGAAAUGGAGAGCCUCUAUCUUCAAGUUAAAACUUACAGCUUGCCAGCAAGCUAGAUAUCAAGAAAUUUUCCUUCGCUGUAAAGCGUCACUUAAACGGAAGUAAUACUGUCGAAACGAAACUAUACCAGUAAUGGGUUAAUAUGAAUUAUAUGAAUGCCCAAGUUCUGGGUUAAUUGUGCCUGUCUGGACACAAUUGCAAUUGUUAAUUGUACUUCAUGAUUUAUCAUUAGCAAUUCCAAAAGGUACUACCUGCCUGGUAUGAAUGGCGGUCUUUGGCAUCAUAUUUGUUUAACAUGGAGCAGUUCUCUGGGCAAAGUCCAGUUUUUCUUAGAUGGAUCACGAAUAAAAACAGUUUCUGGAUACCGCGAAAAUUUUACUGUCCCGGAAGGAGGAAUCCUGAGAAUUGGACAAAAACAACUGGAGGUUGGUGGAAGCCAUUCAAGUAGCAAAGCAUACGAAGGUGAGCUGAGCAGAAUCAACAUUUGGAAUACGGUUCUGGCGGAUUCUGUGAUAGAGGCACUAGCUUUGACACCUGGAGCCGAAAUUGGAAAUUUUCUGUCCUGGAGAGACAUACGCACAUCAAUAUUCAGCGGACUGGUGUCAAUUCAAGAUGGCGCCGAUCCUCAGCCACUUGGUAAGACUUACAAACUACGUAAAAUAUAAGGUUGAAUAAGGCCAAAAACAGAAUGAAGUCAUUUAAAGGUUUCAGGCGCUAUUGAAAAACCUUGCUGCUUUUAGAACUGUGGUUCACUUUUGUUUUUGUUUUGAGCUUCGAAUCUAAAUAUAUUACAAUAACUUGAAAAAACAUUGAAAAGUGGUUCAAAACAGAUCAGAAAUGAAAAGUUAACCGCAAUAUGAGAAAUGAGAAAUAUUUCAGGGAAUAUUCUUUUGCCGUCAAGCAGAAUUCAUGGUGAACGGAACCAAAUUUUCCAAAGACGGCCGUUCAACAAUACAGCAAAUCUUAUAAAUUUUGCUUAAAUUCAUGUCUUUCAGCUAAAGAAAGCAAUUACGAUCUGCUGUUUAAUUCGAAGUCGACCAGCAACUACGCAACUUACAGCUCGUUGCCAUCCAUGACCUGUUUAACAGCCUGCCUUUGGAUGAGAACAUCUUACUCUGGGACGCAUUAUUUUUUCUCUUAUUCCACCAGCUCCUAUUAUGAUGCACUAACCCUUGGGUACGAUUCUGGAGAGGCUGAGAUUGACUUCAACAUCAACUAUCCUUCUUGGCGGUGAGCAUUUGUUUAUCGAUGGGAUUUGGGAGAUAUUUUGACCCGCGAACCAUUAGUUUGUAAAAGCAUGUAUCCUUGGACGAACCGUCUACGAGAGGAAAGAAAAACGCUAUCGAAACUAAACAAGACCAGCUAGCUUCAUUGUUGAAACCUUUCACAGUUUCACAGUAGGAGUCUUGUUACACAUCAGCCUUUGGUUGCUGCCUACUAUUGACUUUUCAAUAAAGUAUCUAUAUGCAUGUAUGUACAAUUAUUACUCUUAGGAUUGAUACUCAGUGCUGUGGGGGUGAAUUGAAGGAAUCCUGAUACAUCAUCUCACAAUGAAACCCAGCUUAUUAACGGUGGAAGGUAGGAAAUAGGCCAUUUCCGAGUUCCAGCCAAUCUUGUGAAAAUGAGUUCUAUUUGCAUUUCAGUGGCUUCCCACUUAGCCUCGCUUUGAAACAGAGACUUGAAGCAUCUCGGAAAUGGUCUAUUGAAAAUUGCCUGACAACCGAACCAGCAGCUCUAGGUCCAGCAGAGAUCAUCAGACUUACCGCAUGCGCUGUAGACUAGUAGACAAUAAAGGCUUGUUAUAUGUUCCCCGAUGGACAUGUCAUACUAGCUGACUCCAUAUAAAUUUUCUUCUUUUUGUCAUUGAUGUAACUGCAGCUACCAUGCCCUUUCAAGUGCUUUCAUGCAUGAUGAUGGAUGGCAUCAUUUGUGCGUAACCUGGAGAAAUACAGACGGCAAAUGGUGCAUCUUUGUCGAUGGUGAAAGGAAAUGCUAUGGUGAGGGUUAUAAAACUGGCCAAACCAUCUCAGGAAAUGGAAAGUUUUUUCUUGGCCAAGAGCAAGACUCAUAUGGUAUGAAAUCAAUUGAAACAGUAGCACCAUUAGAGAGCUUUAGAUUCUAAGACGAGGGCGAAGACGAGUACAAGAUUUUCUCAAUACAGCUGUACUGAGUAUUGCUCACUCGUGAACCAGUGUCAUUUUGGCAGUAAAACGUGAUAACCGUCGUAAAUCUACUACGAGUUUUAGUGCGAAUGUACGUCGUAGUGAAAGUAAGGAGUUUUAUCAUUUUGCUAUGGGAGAGGACUUAACAACGGAUCUUUUCUUUAAGGACGUUUAUCAAAUAAUUCUUUCUCGUUCUAAGCACUCUCAGGAAAUUUCGUGAAAGUUGAAUUCUGCAUUCUUGUGAUUGAGAAGACACUGAAAAAACAUUUGGCCAUCUAAAAAAGGAUGGGUCUAACCUGAGACAUUUCAGUAAAAUUGUCCAAAAAAAUUCUAUUUUAUCCCAAGACACAAAUACAUCCAGUUUAUGUAUCAAUGAAAUCGAGGCAAGAUUUGCACUGUUUUUAUUAACUGGUUGGUUGGAGUUGAUGGGAUAAAGCAAUUCCCAGGUUCUGAUUGGCUACAAGAGCGGGCAAGAUACAAUAGGUGUUAUUUGGCCGCUCUGGAUUUCCUGAUUUACUCCCGCCGGGAAAAAAAGGUUCUUUUGGCUAAAUAAUAAAUCUUUCAUUGACCAAGCUUGUCCAGUCAAUAAAGAACCUUCUCCGGCCAAAAAAGAGAGAAAAUAUGAAUAAAUGAAUGAACGAAAUACUUGGCCACUAUCCAGCCAUCUCGACCUCACCCUUGGUCUGCGCCAUUUAAUCCUGGUAUCACACACUUGACGUAAAUAAUUAAUAACGUCAAUGCAGUCGUAGCUAAUUUUACACUCUUUGCUGAUAUCUCGCCUUACUUUUCAGGGGGCAGCUUCUCUUCAUUUCAGGCAUUUUACGGCAGAAUGAGUAGGGUGAAUAUCUGGAGUAGUGUGCUUGCAAACGAUGCCAUUGAAAAGAUGUCUUUAGGCUGCGGAUUGGUUAGCGGUGACGUGGUGGCUUGGCAUCAUUUCAAAAACAACUUAUUUGGAGACGUGCAGGUGGAGAAGCCGUCCUGGUGUUCAUUGAUAGGUACGGUUAACUCACGGGGCAUUUUUCUUUUGACCCCAGAAAGGAGUUCCAAGAGGGCUAGCAUAAUGUCCGUAUUUCUUGGUGGACUAUAUAUAGUUGAUAAGACUGUUGUUGUUUAGUCUGACUACAUGUUAUGGUAUUUUUAGCUAGUAGGGUAAAUUUGCGAUGAAAUGGAGUAAAUCUUAGCACUUUUAAUUAGUAGAAGCGAUAGACUUGCGCGUAUGCAUGGUUUAUAUAAAUGGAAUAUUCAAGAAAGUUUAUCUCUUGGUCCCCUCUCCCUUAGUCAUUGACUUGUUUGGUGCCCAUACCCAGUUUAUCCUAAAAAAAAUAAAAUAAAAUAAAACCAAACAAACAAUAUCGAUCGUUUUCUCUGUGUAGGGCCUACAAAACAAGCCAAGCUAGAUGCUUACUGCCAAAGCCAAUUCUCUGGUUCGUCCUGUAGUGAAGGAACUAUCACCAGAGCAGUAUUUGAUAGGAAGCACGAUCAAGUUGGAAAAAAAUGGCGUUGUUACUAUGAGAACGCCCUCACAGAGAGUUCCACGGGAUAUGCAUAUGACGUGAGCAAGAGCUCUGGAUGCCUACACACCAAAGAUAGUGAGCUACGAAGCUUGUUACUCUAA